This is a messenger RNA of Clonostachys rhizophaga, 1642 nucleotides long. The record is from the annotation of a GenBank genome assembly. Lineage: Eukaryota; Fungi; Ascomycota; Sordariomycetes; Hypocreales; Bionectriaceae.
AUGGACGAUGCCAAGGCGGCAAAUGAGCACGAGCACUCCUUGACUGUGAGGCAGGCCAUCAAGUCUUAUCCUGGAGCCAUCUUCUGGUCUCUUGUUGUUUCCAUGUCCAUCAUUAUGGAAGGGUACGAUACCAUCCUCAUUGGCUCACUGUGCGCUUAUCCAGCCUACGCCGGCCGAUUUGGAGAUAUCAACGAAGCAACAGACAACUAUCAAAUCGAGGCCAAGUGGCAGAGCGCCAUGGGCAGCGGACCUCAAGCUGGUGCCAUCAUGGGAGCCAUAUUGAAUGGCUUCGUUAUCCAACGUUUUGGUUAUCGACCAGCCUUUAUGCUGGGCGUCUUGCUGAUGGCGAGCUUUGUCUUUAUUUCUGUGUUUGGCAUGUCCAUCGAACUCCAAGCCGUUGGCCAAACCUUAUGCGGGUAAGAGUUUGCUGGUCCUCGACCCAAAACAAGAUUGUCCCUUCUGACCAUGGCUACUGCAGAAUUCCCUGGGGCAUCUUUGCUACCAUUGGCCCUGCCUACGCUUCCGAGCUCUGCCCUCUUCCGCUGCGGGCGUAUCUCACGGCGUACACCAACAUGUGCUUCGCCACUUGCCAACUCAUCGGCGCUGGUGUCCUCAAAAGCUUCAUCAACCGCCAAGACGACUGGUCCUGGCGCAUCCCCUUUGCUCUGCAAUGGCUCUGGAUACCUAUCCUCGCUGUUGGCUCAUUCUUCAUGCCCGAGUCACCGUGGUACCUAGUAAGAAGCGGCAAGUUUGCAGAGGCUGAGAAAAGCACACUCCGACUUAUGGCGAAACAUGAACAACCGCAGGCGAAACCUCUGGUUGCUCUCCUGAUUCACACCAACGAGACCGAGCGCAACAUGGCCGAGGGCACUUCCUACCUAGAUUGUUUCAAGGGAGUUGAUCUACGGCGCACCGAGAUUGCCUGCGUCUCCUUCCUCGGUCAGAUUACCUGCGGUGCCCAAUUCGCGUAUUCUGCAACAUAUUUCUUUCAGCAGGCGGGCCUGGACUCUGAUCCCGCUUAUAAUCUAAACGUUGGAGGCACAGGCAUCGCCUUUUGUGGCACAAUUGUAUCGUGGAUUUUGAUGCGGCACUUUGGGAGGCGGACUCUGUAUAUGACUGGAAUGUCUGCCAUGAGCGUCUGGCUCCUCGUCAUCGGCUGUUUGGCCAUCGACACCCAUAAUUCCGCAGUGAAGUGGGUUCAGUCUGCGCUGUGCAUCGUCUGGCUCCUGACUUUCUCGCUCACCGUGGGGCCUGUUGGUUGGGCGAUCCCCGCCGAGGUUUCUUCGUACCCGUUUGCGCUCAAAAACUGUCGUUCUAGCGAGAACAGCAUAUUACGUUGCUCAGAUCGUGGCCAACGUUAUCCAACCGUAUAUGAUGAACCCCAACGCUUGGAAUUGGAAGGGUAAGUGCUGCCGUCACUUUUCACUAUUACAUUAUGGCUGAUCCUAGUUGUUAGGCAAGACUGGCUUUUUCUGGUUCGCCUUUGCGUUCCUCACAGUGGUUUGGGCCUUUUUCCGCCAGCCGGAGACCAAGGGCCGAAGCUAUGAAGAGCUCGACAUCAUGUUUGAGGCAAAACUACCGACACGAAGGUUUAAGGAAUAUCGCGUUAACGCGUACGAAGAGGACGGAAAGUAUCGUGUAA